Molecule: messenger RNA, 2602 nt
Organism: Macrobrachium nipponense
Lineage: Eukaryota; Metazoa; Arthropoda; Malacostraca; Decapoda; Palaemonidae
Product: poly [ADP-ribose] polymerase 2-like
Exons: 8
Coding region: 715-2121 (468 amino acids)
Biological process (GO): double-strand break repair; protein poly-ADP-ribosylation
Cellular component (GO): nucleolus
Molecular function (GO): NAD+-protein mono-ADP-ribosyltransferase activity; NAD+ poly-ADP-ribosyltransferase activity
Source: RefSeq, a predicted model, not a curated record
UUUAAUAUGAAAAUAUCAUUUUCCUACAUUAUUUUCGUAGUUGUUGGAACGUUUUAUUUUGGUGUAAUUGAAUAUUUUGGUAGCUAAUUUUAGCGUAGGGGAAUUUAAGAUUGUUCCUAUGAGCAUAUGAACCAUUGUCUUUAAUUUGGGUUUACCUUUGCUUAAAACUGGUCUGGUCAUUGAAGAUUGCUCACAAGAUAAUUAGCAAUAAAUGAGUGAGUGGGUGGGGAACUCAACCACUUGGUUAGCUUUCAGCAUUCACUUUUUCUUCAGCUAACCAACCGUUAAUACAUCAGUGCCUCUCCAGGACUGCGUAGUCAUGGCAAUUAUUGAAGAGCCUGAUGGUUUUUCUUACUUUUCUGACUUAUCCUUGUUAGUGACUUUUAUUAAUCAUUUAUUAAAAAAAGUACAUUUUUAUAUGAAAGCUUGGUGCAUUUGAAUGACAAUGCCCUUAAUUAAAAAUAAGUUUAGUUGGUAAUAUUUUCCUGUGGAUUUAUAAUUGGGCAGCCUUGCAGUUCUCUUGGUGCAUGAUUAAUUUUAGCCGUGCUUUGCUUUUAAUUGAACCCAUAUUUAGUUUUUGUUUACAUUUAUUUUUGUAUUUGAGCAGGUGUAGAACGAACAGUAGUUCUCAAAGGUCGUGCACCUGUUGAUGCCCUCUGUCCAAUUGCUACAACUUCUCAUGUGUUGGAGGAAGAUGAUGACAUAUGGGAUUGCAUGCUGAAUCAGACAAACAUUCAGUUUAAUAACAAUAAGUAUUACCUCAUACAACUGUUGAAGGAUGAUGGUAAAGGUGCAUAUUCUGUGUGGAUGCGGUGGGGCAGAGUAGGGGCAAAUGGGCAGAAUAGUUUACAGCCUUGUGGAGGAGACUUGGAAAAAGCUAAGAGUAUAUUCAUGAAAAAGUUCAGUGACAAAACUCGAAAUGACUGGAAUUUGAGGGACUCUUUUGAAAAGGUGCCAGGUAAAUAUGACUUGCUUGAAAUGGAUUACUCCAGGGAAGAUAAAACUGAUUCUGCAAUAAAAGCCAAUGAUAAGAUUAAGGAGGAAAGAAAAAAAAUUGAGUGCAAACUUGAAGCUCGUGUACGCGCACUGAUUGAGUUGCUUUGUGAUGUGCGUGUCAUGGAGGAGGCAGUUGUUGAAAUGAAGUAUGAUGCUAAAAAGGCCCCUCUUGGGAAGUUGACUACAGAACAGAUUAAGGCUGGCUAUCUAGCCUUGAAAAGUAUUGACGAUAUCAUUAUGAAGGGAAAGUACACAAGUAUGGAACUGGUUCAUGCAUGCAAUGCCUUCUAUACUAGGAUUCCCCACUACUUUGGGAUGAAAGUUCCUCCACUGAUUAAAACAAAAGCUGAAAUACAGGAGAAGGUAGCUUUACUGGAAGCACUAGGAGAUAUUCAGGCAGCACUCAGCGUCUUGGAUCAGCCAAUUGACGUCAACGUACAUCCAGUUGAUCAGCAGUACAAUAGUCUUCAGUGUAGCAUUAGUCUUCUGAGUAAAGACACUGAUGAUUAUAAGGUACUGGAAAAAUAUUUACAAAGUACUCAUGCAAAGACACACAGCAACUUCAAGAUGGAACUCUUGGAAGUGUUUGUAAUCCGAAAAGAAAUGGAAUACGAAAGAUUCAAAGAUGUUGGGAAUCGUAUGCUAUUGUAUCAUGGAUCAAGGCUUUCUAACUGGGCUGGUAUCUUGAGUCAGGGUUUAAGAAUAGCUCCACCUGAGGCUCCAUCUACAGGGUAUAUGUUUGGAAAGGGCAUCUAUUUUGCUGAUAUGUCAAGCAAGAGUGCAAAUUAUUGUUGGGCAACUCCACGUAAUGACACUGGAUUUCUUUUUUUGCCCUUUCCGAAAGUUUGUUCACUAGGCAAAACAAAUGAUCUUCUUGAUGCUGAUUACAAUGCCCACAAGUUACCAAAAGGAUUCAAUUCGGUAAAAGGCUGUGGUAAAACAGCACCACUACCAGAAAACUUAUCGAAGUUAUCGGACGGAACAGUGGUUCCCAUGGGCCCAGGAGUGCAAACAGCCGUUAAAAAUCCAAAAGGUUAUACAUUGUUGUACAAUGAGUACAUAGUUUAUGAUCCAGCACAAGUCCGUACAAGGUUCCUACUGAAGAUUAAGUUCAAUUUCAAAUAAAAGUUAUUAUAUGUGUAGGGGUUAGGCUACUCAAGGUAAUUUGUGGUUACAUAUUCUACCAAAGAUCUAUGCAAAAGAUUAAUUUGAAUUGCAGCCAAACACUUGUAUAACAUUUUAGUAUUGUGUCAGUUAUAAUACUCAAAUCUGGUGAAUUUCAAAUGGUUUUGUUCAUGCCGUCCACUCAGACUUUGGAACAGUUUGUAAAAUGUUCAAGUAGAUAAUUGCAUUGUUGAUGGUGUGUCCAAGUAGAUAAUCACGCUGGUUAUGGAAUGAGUAAUAAUAAUUGACAUUCUGCUAAUUUUAGUGUAAAAAUAUUUAUGGAUGUUUCUCUUGAUUUACUGUUAUGACUACUACAUUAAAUAACAAAUUACUUUUAUUCCAUUCAUUAUGUAAGUUUUUUCAUGUUCUAAAAGUAAUGGUUUUUCACAUGCGACAGCUGUCGGUUAUAGUAUUUGUCGUGGAAUAAAACUGAGAAUUUUGA